This is a messenger RNA of Scutellospora calospora, 138 nucleotides long. The record is from the annotation of a GenBank genome assembly. Lineage: Eukaryota; Fungi; Glomeromycota; Glomeromycetes; Diversisporales; Gigasporaceae.
UUUGCCUUAUUGAUCAUUCUGUUUCUGGCUAUAAUGCUGAUAAUGAAUUUAAUAAUUUAGAUAAUGAUGAUUUGAUAGCAGAUAAUUCUUCGGACAAAAGCCCUCUUAACUUUGAUCCUGCAAAAAUUAUUAGAUCUA